Messenger RNA from Lactuca virosa, 333 nucleotides. Lineage: Eukaryota; Viridiplantae; Streptophyta; Magnoliopsida; Asterales; Asteraceae. The record is from the annotation of a GenBank genome assembly.
AUGACGGAACCUAUCCCCCCACCAUCAAGAAGUUGCUACCACCUUACUGGAGAGACAGAAGGUAUCCAAGCUUCUAGUACUCCAAUCGCUAUAGUGGCAGAAGAACACAUGACACCAUCAAGGUCAAAUAUCAGUUGUUUGGUUGAAGUCUCUGAUGAUGAUGAUGAUGAUGACUCCGAUGAUAUUGAUGAUAUGAGUUUUUGUUUGUUUGUUCCACCAAAGGAGCCAGUCAAUGAAGCCGUGAUUACCCCAGCUGAGACAGAGACUGAAAUCAAUAUUUUCAGGCAACCAAAUAUUCCAACGCCCGAACAAAUGGAUGCACUUUUCAAAUAA